CUUUAGAAGUUUCAGUCAUUUCUAAAAAUGAUGAAUUUCUCUCAGCAUAUGCUGCUUCCCGGGCCUGGUGAUCCAUACUCUCAAAACUACAGCAAGCAUCACGAUGAUCGAUCCAACUACUUUGAACACAUUGGACAGGGGUUUGGACAUGUAGAUCGCCACUACAACCCAAGUGAUACGCUGGCUCAUAUCAAUCCUGUGGCAUUGGCUUCGACAAACACGGAAGCAUUUUCACCCCAGUUUGACCCCUACUCCCAUCAUCACGGAUACACAGCACAUUCAUUUUAUCGCCAUCAUUCAUACCACAAUGAUCAGCAAUCUAUUGGUUCUUUUCACAGUCCACAACCGGAGUAUGCCACCUUUGGAUCGCAACCAUCGAGUCUAACACAACCACCAGAUGAAUACGGAAUUUCUCCACAUAAUCAUUCAAUAGGGUCCAGGACAUCCUCUCCGCCGUCAAUGAUCGAAAGCUCUCACAGUAAAGGUUCGGGGACUCAGCAUGCUGCUAUUGAGUUAUCACCGCAACAUUCUCGAAUAAUAAGUAGCAGUUCUUGCAGCGAUAUGCCACACGGCCGUCAGCCUAAUAUGGAAUCUACUUUGCAUACUCGCCACAACAGUGUUCUGUACGAUGAUGAGACCGAGAUGAGCAACAUUGUUAAAGAAUCAAACUAUUCUAUAGAAAACAAUCACGUGGUAGAUAGGCUUCAUCGCAUUGAGGGUAAACCAAAUGUUAGUUCCAACGGAAGAGAGUCUUAUACUGAAGGAACAGGAAGACGAAUGAGAGAAUUUUCGCCUUGUUUGAGUCCAGAGGAAACACGUGGUUCCGUUUCCAAAAGGUCCCAAUCGAAUGAUACGUCUGGACACGAUAAAGCAACGAACGAAAACAGAAAUACAAAAACUGAUUCCAAGUCCGAAGUUGAUUGUGCUUCGGUGAAUGGAACUCAAGUCAGCAUAGCAAAACAACAGAGUCCCUCUUCUAAAUCUCGCAUAAGCGAUCAUGGCAACAUUACUAUGCCGAUAACAAAAUCAGAAUCAAAGAUUGGAGAAAAGGGUCGUCAUCAGAAACCACCGUAUAGUUACGUCGCGCUGAUAGCAAUGUCCAUCAGAGAUUCGAAAGAGAAAAAGCUAACGCUAUCUGGAAUAUAUCAAUAUAUCAUUGAAAAAUUUCCAUUCUAUGAAAAAAACCGAAAAGGUUGGCAAAAUAGCAUUCGCCACAAUUUGAGUCUAAACGAGUGUUUUAUCAAAGUACCGAGAGAAGGAGGUGGGGAGAGAAAGGGAAACUACUGGACUCUAGAUCCAAGUUGCGAGGACAUGUUUGAAAAUGGAAAUUAUCGCCGACGGAGGCGCAUGAAGCGACCCUACCGACCUACUGCUGCAAAUUCUUUACUGGACCCAACUCGAACAACGAUGCUUAGUAUUAUGGAAGGCGGGUACGGGCCAUAUUCAGCAUUGGGUUCACCUAAGUAUAUUGCUAAUUUGCCAGGAUUUAAUACUUCGUAUGGAUGGAAUAUGGCAGCGGCUGGUAGCCCGAGCACGGGGACUUCUUUAUCGGGAUAUAACGACUGUAAGGGAUCAAUGAUAAAUGAUGCAAGAACAAUGAAUUAUCAUCAUUCACACCACCACCAUGGGGUAUCUGGUUCGGCAACGCCGAGUAGAUACUAUGGCUCUCAUGGUGUAAUGCCGGGGUACACGUCACCGCUAGCGGUCAGCCACGCGCAGACGGGCAACUCGCACCACGCUAUGCCGAUGGCACACAGACAAUGUGGUGCUUUUGGAUUCCAAUACCCGUCUCGAAUGGGGAGUGACAAUAGCGGGUUCGGUCAAUGUGCCAGCGCAAACACACCGGUUGGAUUUGGUGCUGCGUCUGGUCCUUAUUCCGAAUAUCAUUGGAGAGCAGGCGAAAAAUUAUGAAGAGCCCAAUAGCUAGAUUUGCGUAUUUAUUUCUGUGCAAAAAGCGCGAAUACAAAAGUUUAAACAUAUAGAAAUUGGGCUUGCUGCCAGUGUGGGAAAACGCACAGCAGUUCAACGUUUCAGAUGUAUGAACGUGUUGGUUUACGAAGUCGCAACCCGAUCAGCGCCUCGGUAAAGAGCGGUAUUAUAAAAAGAGGGAUCUCAAUGCCUUUCUGGGUAUCACCAGACUCAAGAAUACUUUAAAUCUUAAAUUACAGAUAUUGCUAUUAUGUAACGUUGAUGAACUUCCUUUCUCUACUCGAGUUGUAUUUUUAAAUUGCCUUUUAUUUUGAUUUACAAUUUCUUGUCAAUUGUUUCUUCAAUAGGUAAAUGGAUAUGAAGAUUACUAACAGUGUCUAUGGCUAUGCAUUCGAUAUUCUUUUCACGUUACGUUUGAGUAUUUCCAAAACUUGGAUACUGACUCUCGAUAAAAUAAAACAUAUCACUUCAUAAUUUCAAUAUUGCAUAUCCGUUCAUUCAAAUAAAGCGAACUUUUUUCACUGCCACUGUUCAUGUGAGGUAGAUAAAUAUCUAAAUGAUUCCUCAAUAUUAAUAUUCAAAUUCAAAGAUUCCGUUUCAUAAUUUUCCAAUAAUUUUGUCUUGAAUAAAAUUCAAUGGUCUCCUUCAUCAUUAGUAAGAGCUUUUAUUUGAAGUGAAUAUAUCGAUAUAACUAUUUUAGAAAUUUAAAAUUCCCGAAAUAUAAGUAUUAGCAUUUUACAUAAUCUUACCCAAGUUGACAAACUGAUAAGUUUAACAUGCAUGAAAACAUAUUAAAUUUAUUCACAUUGCUCAUCACAUUUAAAUAUGCAUUUUAUACUAAAAAUGUUCCAAUAAUGAAAUAACCAGUAUGUAUAGAUUCUUCGUAGAAAAUCGCACAUAUCAAUUGUAGGCAGAUUUAUUUUACCACCAUUACCAAUAUAUAUAGGUGGUAUAAUAAAUCAGCCUGCGAUUGACAUGUAAUUGACCAUUAGAUCAUAUUUGAAAUCGUGCAAUUUGUAUGAUAUAAGAUAGAAAACGAUAGUUUUGAAACAGAAAACGAAAUUAAAUUUUUUUUCUCUGGUUUCAUUUUUAUUAUUUUCAAAAUUUGUAGAAAUGUCGUAUUAGAGUUCAACGUAAACUCCUCAAUGUAGUCAACGUUUUCUAUUUGUGCUUUUCAAUGUUUUCAUGCUUUUUGUAUUCUUGAGUGUUUCUAAUUUAUUUAUAUUUUAGUUAACAGUUAAUGCUUUAUUAUAUGCUGCUCGUCAACUAUUUUCGUUCAAUAAUUUUUGUAUCGUUCUUCGUAACAUUAUUUUUACUGUUUUUAUAAG
Molecule: messenger RNA, 3257 nt
Organism: Styela clava
Lineage: Eukaryota; Metazoa; Chordata; Ascidiacea; Stolidobranchia; Styelidae
Biological process (GO): regulation of transcription by RNA polymerase II; anatomical structure morphogenesis; cell differentiation
Molecular function (GO): DNA-binding transcription factor activity, RNA polymerase II-specific; RNA polymerase II cis-regulatory region sequence-specific DNA binding
Source: RefSeq, a predicted model, not a curated record